UUACGAUUUGAUGGCAACCCGACGACACUAGUACAUGUAGUAACAAUUUUGCUGUCAAACAACUAAAUUACAAGAUGUAUCUUGAGUCCUGUAUGCUCAAUGUGGUAUUGCUUUACUUUGUCGGUGUGUACAAUUUAGCUGAAGGUUUGCAGUGUUACCGAUGUUCCAGUGAGGACACCAAUGAUAACUGCAUCGGAUCCAACAACAUUCAGACAUGCUCGAUCACCCAAGAUAGAUGUCUUACCCAAGUUACUUACUCAAGAGAGCGAGGAAAGUUGGGGAUAGAUAAAUCUUGUGCCUCUGUGCAAGGAUGCAAUGCAGCUAUUGAACAGUUGUCCAAGUACUACUUCUGUGACAAGUCCAGAGCGGGAUGGGGGUGUGUAGAAUGCUGCCCAGAGGACAGAUGCAAUGAAAGUAGAGGGGUUAACAUUCACCAGCAGUCCUGGAUUCCUUUGAUAACCAGCAUAGGUAUUAUUUUCUAUUAUGAGUUGUGCAGAUGAUGGAUGGAGUUUUUUCUUCUAAAUUGUUUUCUUCAGUGUAAUAAAAAUAAAAUGAGGAAUUAUUUCCCUUUUCAAUGCUUUCACUUGACCAUACAGAUUAAUUGAAAGCUACUAAAAGAAUGGAUACCAGUUUAAGAAAUGCCAAUGAAUGAUGAUGUGCGUGGAUCUGUUUCUUAGCAUCUUUACAAGUAAUGAUCACUUUGCAUAGUAUUGGCUUUCUGUAUCUUGUACUGUCAAGAAAGAAAAAAUCUCUGUGAGUGAUGCACAUACUAAUUACUGAAUUUUGUGUUUUCACUGAAAAGAGAUACAUGUCAAAAUGCAUAAACUUUUGACUAAACUACAAAAACAUUGUAAAAUAAUGAAUUAGUAGUAAAGUUUGCAAG
This is a messenger RNA of Lytechinus variegatus (green sea urchin), 883 nucleotides long. RefSeq lists its product as uncharacterized. The record is from RefSeq and is a predicted model, not a curated record. Bases 75 to 500 code for a protein of 141 amino acids. The transcript has 3 exons. Lineage: Eukaryota; Metazoa; Echinodermata; Echinoidea; Temnopleuroida; Toxopneustidae.